AUGGCUUCCUCUAGUGGCACGACGACGUCGUCUGGUGGUUCAGAUCUUCAAGGAGAAAUGGAUCAAAGGAAAAGGAGAAGAAUGAUUUCUAACAGAGAAUCAGCAAGAAGAUCGAGGAUGAGGAAGCAAAAGCACAUGGACGAUUUGAUGACUCAGCUGAGUCAACUCAGGAAGGAGAAUAACCAGGUGGCGGAGCUCAGCCAUCGGCUUCACUCUCUCAAUGAGAUUAUUGCCGUCAUGAAACAACCAAUCGACGCCGGAAGUGGGUUUGCGGAGGAACAGUACGUCGGAAGUGACACUGAGUUCGGCGACGAGUUUAUCAACAACUCACUGAGUUUCCUUUACGCGUGUCAACCUAUCUUGGCUUCUGCUGACAUGAUUAUGUACUGA
Lactuca saligna is the source of this 390-nucleotide messenger RNA. The record is from the annotation of a GenBank genome assembly. NCBI's taxonomy places the organism in Eukaryota, Viridiplantae, Streptophyta, Magnoliopsida, Asterales, Asteraceae.